Tachysurus fulvidraco (yellow catfish) is the source of this 1248-nucleotide messenger RNA. It is a transcript of the gene tbpl1, whose product is annotated as TBP-like 1. Gene Ontology annotation, biological process: DNA-templated transcription initiation. Gene Ontology annotation, molecular function: general transcription initiation factor activity; DNA binding. The record is from RefSeq and is a predicted model, not a curated record. NCBI's taxonomy places the organism in Eukaryota, Metazoa, Chordata, Actinopteri, Siluriformes, Bagridae. The coding region runs from base 305 to 865 and encodes 186 amino acids. The transcript has 8 exons.
AGUGACGUCACAGUCACCAAUGGCCGUUAGUCUGUUGCUAUGUAUAAGCUAGUACGGAAAAGCCUUUGUUUGGUUUUGUGUAUCAGAAGCGUAGUGUAGCUGCUUUAUUCUCCUCCUGACACCGACACACAAACAUUACUGCAACUGCGUGUAAUUAUUUCUGCAAAAACAGAAAAAAACUAUAAAGAUAAAACUGACGGGAUGACACCGAAGGGGACAUCAUAGGGACAUUUUUAUCUUCAAUACCAACUCCUUCUGGACCGUGACAUGUAUUUAUAAAGCUCCCUCCGUCCAAAGAAGCCUCAUGGAACCGAGUAACGAUGUGGCGCUGGACAUUAUCAUCACAAACGUGGUUUCUGUCUUCAGGACCAGGUGUCAUUUAAACCUGCGCACUAUCGGCCUAGAGGGGACUAACGUCAUCUACAGACCAGAAGUCGGGAAAGUGCUGAUGAAGCUCCGCAAACCUCGCAUCACUGCCUCAAUAUGGUCAUCAGGGAAAAUCAUUUGCACCGGUGCAACAAGCGAGGACGAGGCCAAACUGGGUGCCAGGAGGUUAGCCCGCUGCCUCCAGAAGAUUGGAUUCAAGGUCCGGUUUUCAGAUUUCAAGGUAGUAAACGUCCUGGCAGUGUGCUCCAUGCCCUUUCAGAUCCGCCUCAUCGAGUUCACCAAGAACAACCGUCCCAUAGCCAGCUAUGAGCCCGAGCUUCAUCCAGCUGCUACAUACAGAAUUAAAACCCUUAGGAGCACAGUGCAGGUGUUCUCCACAGGCAGCAUCACAGUUACAGGACCAAAUGUUCAGAGUGUUGCCUCAGCUGUGGAACACAUAUAUCCUCUACUGUUCGAGUGUCAGAAAAAACUGGCGUAAAACACACACACACACACACACAAUCUCUGGAAAAACCGAAGAAGCACCUUAUAAAUGAAUGUGUUGUAAGACGUUAAACUGUCGGGCUCAUCGUCGUGUAGUAAUCGAACAUUUUAAUCAAACGUUAUUUUAGUGCAUGGACGCCAAAGUCGACGAGACACUGUUGCUAUUUUUCCGAAACGUUGGGAGUUACAGAAAAAAAAAAACUGAAGCUGGCUUUAGUAGAGCAACACAGAGGACGGACAAGAGCGGCCGCACUAAACAGGACGUGAUGUAAUAUUUACCUUAAACAAGAACACUCUGCUUCACGAGGCAGUGUGAAGUUUACGUGUUUAUGUACAAUGUCCCAUUUGGUAUUUUAUAAUAAAGACUGAAUAAAAUUA